Anisakis simplex (herring worm) is the source of this 2181-nucleotide messenger RNA. The record is from the annotation of a GenBank genome assembly. Lineage: Eukaryota; Metazoa; Nematoda; Chromadorea; Rhabditida; Anisakidae.
AUGGGACAUAAUAUAAAGGACGUCAAGGAAUGUAUUCACAAAAACAAGAAAAGCCUUUUCAAGUCAAGUGAAGUUCGUAAGAAGUUGAAGUCGAAUUUGAAACGAAACAUAUCAAACGAUUUUUGUGAAGAAUGUGUUCGACUUGCGAGCAAAUCUCCGUUUCCUGCUGUUUGGUUGUGUGUAUCGUGCGGUUAUAUGGGAUGUGAUAGCGACAAAGAACAACACGCUCUUAAACAUUGUAGAGCAGUUCGAUCCGGUGUCGAGCAUUCACUCUUCUUCUCACCUGCCAAUAAAACAUUUCGGUGUUUUUCGUGUGAAGUGAAUGUUGAUGUGGUUGAGGAAGGAAAUCAUCCAAUGAAAUCAUUCAUAAACGAAUAUAAUUCAUUCAUGAAAACUAAAUCAAAAAGUGAUGAUCACCUAAUGGCUGAUGCGGCGAGUACAACAAAUUCCACAUCGGAAGAACAAUCGUCAAGCAAUACCAUGCCAAUUAGUAGUGCAACCAAAAUAAUAAAUUCAUCGAAGAAAGAGAAGGAUAAAGAUAAAAAAAGAAUCGCAAAAUCUUUCAUCGAAAAUAGUCUCAAAAAAGAAGACAAAAAGGGUGCUUUCGUUCCAGUCAGAGGGUUGGUAAAUCUGGGUAACACAUGCUUCUUUAAUUCAAUAGUACAAUGUAUGCUUCACACGAAGGCAUUAUCAUUAUAUGUCGAAUUGGUUGGGAAACAAACUUCAGUCGACAUACCUUCGAUGAAGGUUUUCAUUGCGGACAAAGCAAUACAGGUACCAAGUGUUCAUUUGGAAUUAGAGCCGUUCAAUGGUCCACUGAACGAACAUUUUGCAUAUUUUCUUCGUGAUUUUCUUGCCGAAAAAGCCCUUCAUCCUUCGUCAUUAUUCAGUGAAAUCGCCAAAAAAGCACCACGUUUUCGUGGUUGGGCACAGCAGGAUGCACACGAAUUGUUGCGUUAUUUGCUCGAUGGAUUGCGGAGCGAGGAACUGAAUCGAUACAAAGCAGCUAUAUCCGAUCAUCUAAAGUUGCCGAAGAAUGUCACUUCCAGAUCUGUUCAACCCGAUAUUGUCGUACUUGCCAAGGGAAUGUUGAAAGGUUGUGGACGACCGUUAUUGGACGCGGUGUUCGGUGGUACUCUGCUGCAGACGGUGAAGUGUUCGAAGUGUGGUCAUUUGUCGAGAACUUUCGAGGAGAUGCUCGAUUUGUCGUUGCCUUUGCCGUCAACAUCAUCCAGAACCGUGUUCGGUGCAAGCGCGUAUCGAAUGCACAAGUCUGCAUCCGCAACUCUUAGCAAACAUCAGAAGAAGAAGGAAAAAGCGAACGCCAGAAAGAGGAAUCGACGUAAAUCACACGGUGAGAGUGUGUCGGUAGAUGGUAAUAAUGAGGCGAAUCAUGUGAAUGAGACCAAUUUGGAUAUGUCAGGGGAGAUGCCAAAUAUUGAUGACGAUGAUGAUGACUUGAAUGAUAACGAUGGAAAUGACGACUUACAGAAUGAUAACGGCAUUUCGUCAUCUAAAGAAGAUUUGUGUGAUAAUUUGAAUAAGUCGAUGAAAUUGAAUGGCGAUGAGGAUAUCGACGAGUGUUCGUUGUUGUUGAGCGAUACGCCGAUUGACGAUUGCGCUUCGACACUUUCGUCGUGUCUUAAAGCGUUCACUGCUACCGAAACACUCUCUGCUCCGAAUACGUACGAAUGUGAGAAGUGCUGUCUUCCGUAUAACAAAAAGAUUUGUAAUGGACUGAAGAAGAGAAGUGUAGAAGCAUCAAAGCGUUAUCUCGUCUAUGAACCGCCCGCUGUACUCACGCUUCAUUUGAAACGAUUUGAACAGAGGGUUGCGAAUGGUUCGAAAGAGGUUUUAUAUUCACUAUAUGGCGUCGUAUCGCAUUCGGGUGAUCUAUCAGGUGGUCAUUACGUUGCGUAUGUACGAAGUCGAUCCAAAUCUCAAAUUGCUAAUAAAUUCUUUGUUGAAGCGUUGAAUUCAUCCCAGAAUCAUUUUUUCACUUCAAAUGGUGUCAAUCGCAAUGCACAAAGCGAAGAGAACGAUUGCGCGUCACCAGAAUCGUCAUCGGCGUUGUGCAAAGGUGAAUGGUAUUACGCAAGUGAUAGUCGUAUUAGUAUUGUUCCUGAGUCGAGAGUUUUAGCUGCUGAAGCUUAUAUUCUCUUUUAUGAAAGAGUCCUUUAA